Messenger RNA from Penicillium manginii, 1121 nucleotides. RefSeq lists its product as uncharacterized. Bases 215 to 676 code for a protein of 153 amino acids. Lineage: Eukaryota; Fungi; Ascomycota; Eurotiomycetes; Eurotiales; Aspergillaceae. The record is from RefSeq and is a predicted model, not a curated record. The transcript is spliced from 2 exons.
CCCAGCCUUGGACCUCGGGAAUCAUCAACAUCAAUGUGUGGACCCGCUUUCAAGGUCGAUCAUCUGAUCCAUUUCAAAUCAAUCUCCGCGAUGAUUAGGUUUAUGCCGAGAACGACCAGGUAUAUAAGCCACGUCUCUUGCCAGGUUUCACGUUCUCGAUAUCAACCUCGAACCUUUCAAUCUCUUUAUAGCCUUCCCACCACACCAUCCCAACAUGCGUCUCUCCAACAUUGCCAUCGGCACUAUUGUCGCCCUUUGUGGCCAGGCUUUCAGCCAGGAGUCCCGAGUGGGCAAGGGACCCCAAACAAUCGCUCAAGCCAACGGCGACUCCCUCCUGACAGCUGCAUCGAAGUCCAAACAACCUUUGACAUUUGAGAGCCCCACUGGAGAGGAGGACCAAACUUGGUUUUUUAUCGAAGACUCUGACAACCAGGGCCAAUCUAUCCAGAAUGCCGAUUCCGGUAAAUACCUAUACUGCUCUGGAGGAUCCGCCUGUACGCAGUCGCGGCAGGCUCAGAUUUUCCACCCGUACCAUCAGAAAAAUUCCGAUACCUGGGGGUUUGGUGAGAUAAGCUCCCAAUCAGUCCUCACUUGGACAGACGAGAACACUCUGAAGCUGGUGAAAAAUCCCUCCAACAUGGAUAAUUCGUUCUUCACAAUCAAGAAAGCCGAGUAAACUAUCGCGCCCGAUAUCGACUGAGGAAAGCCUUAAGAGGGUUGUGUUUUAUCUUAUCCCAGUCACCUUUGUUUGGCUGGAUGUGGGAGGGAAGAGGAGAGAGACAUCAACCGAUGAGAUCAAGGCUCUUACGGCUGUCGCCUACUUCGCUACUUUCCUUUGUUAAGUGUCUUUGAUAUAUAUAUACGGCCUCACAUAGUGGGGAAGGUUCCGAGGUCGUGCUCCGGAUACGAUAUGGUGUAGGGGGAUUACUCAGAAUGCAUUUCAUCAUACAUUCAUAGAUGUGAAUUCCCCGAUCAUCCAAUUACUUCUCUCGAAACUAUCUUAACCUUGGUUUGUAAUUAGUCGAUUCCUGUGCUUUUUAGGUAGGUCGGAGUCUAGAUUCUAGGAUCUAUAUAAAUUAUAGAGGCUAAACCACUACUAGUGAUCUAAACAGAACUAGUCC